AUGCUUCACAAUCGUUUUAUUGUGGUUCUUUUAUGUGUGGUUUUCGUUAUUGCAUUGUCAACUAAUCAAGAAAGUAUUGAGUUUCAACUUUACAAAGCCAUUGAUAACUAUCCAAUCAAUGAAACAAGCCGGGAUGAAAUACGUUUAGUUCUUUCCAACUAUAAGAGUGACCUUCUCAAGAUGAGACUUGCAGCAGCUGCACUUUUGACAGUUGGGCUAAGUUUUAUUGGUGGUGGCUUAAACCACGUUUGCAGUAAUACAAUAGUUGGUCAACCACUUGGAAAUACAAAUUGUAUCAUAUUGAAUAUAGCUAGUAUUGCCUUGAUAAAUGGCCUACUGCUUAAGGGUAAGGUUGAUCCUAAAAAAUUUAUGAUUUUAUGGCAUGGUGAUUUUAAAUUGAAACCUCCACAAGAUCCUAAAGAAUGGAAUGAUAUUGUUAAAACUGCACAUGAUCAAGGCUGGAAAAUUGAAACUUUAUAUUAUACAACAAUAUUAUGGAAUGAUGAAAAUGACGUUAUUAUUAUAGGACGGGAUCGUAAUGUCGUUUAUUCGGUUGAUGGCACUAUAUUCAAUCGGUUUGGAGGUGAUAAAUCAAAGUAUAAUAUUAUACAUUUCAAAACCAAGCCAUCAUUAAAAAAAACUGAAUCCAUCUUUUUUGGAGAUUCAAGGUUGAUAGAUAACAGUUUAGCUGAUUUUGGGAUGGCUAUGAAUAUCAGUAGCUAUACAGAUUUGCUUUGA
Messenger RNA from Hansenula ciferrii, 738 nucleotides. RefSeq lists its product as uncharacterized. The record is from RefSeq and is a predicted model, not a curated record. The transcript has a single exon. The coding region runs from base 1 to 738 and encodes 245 amino acids. NCBI's taxonomy places the organism in Eukaryota, Fungi, Ascomycota, Saccharomycetes, Phaffomycetales, Wickerhamomycetaceae.